AAUCGGUUCUUUGUUGAGAAGUAAGUUCAGUUUAAUUUCGUUAUUUCUUCGAUUUGUAUUAAAUUAAGGACUUCCAUGAAUCCUCUUUUUAAAUACAGCUUUCAAAUACCCCAAGGGACUCAUCAUCUAAAGUUCUCAUAGUCCAUGCUACCGGUAUGGAUCCUAAGAAGGUUUCAGUCUUGGUUACUGGUGGUGCUGGUUAUAUAGGGUCGCAUGCUGUGGUUAAACUAUUGGAAAAUGGUAAUAUGGUGGUGGUGAUUGAUAACUUGUCAAAUUGUUAUAAAGCUGAAGAUCAGUCUAUGCCAGAAUCUCUUCUCCGUGCACAGGAAAUCUCUGGAAAAAAACUUAAGUUUUUGUCUGUUGACCUCUUAAACUUAACAGCACUUGAAUCAGUUUUUAAGAGUUAUCACUUUGACUGUGUGAUGCAUUUCGCUGCCCUUAAAGCUGUGGGUGAAUCAUGCCAGAGACCAUUGCAAUACUAUAGAAAUAAUGUUGUUGGAACACUGAAUCUUCUUGAUGUAAUGAACAAAUCAGGGUGUUAUAGUCUCAUUUAUUCUUCUUCCGCUACCGUCUAUGGAGAUCCUACUAGUCUCCCUUUAGUCGAAGGUUCACCUACUGGUUCUGUUACAAAUCCAUAUGGGGGAACAAAACACACUACUGAAAUGAUUAUGUCCAAUUUAUGUGCCUCUGAUGAUAGGUGGAAGAUAGUUUCAUUGAGAUACUUCAAUCCAGUUGGUGCUCAUGAAAGUGGUCUGAUGGGAGAAGAUCCCAAUGGAAUUCCUAAUAAUCUCAUGCCUUAUAUUGCUCAAGUAGCUGUUGGUAAGCUGAAGGAACUCAGUAUUUAUGGCAAUGAUUAUAAUACCAGAGAUGGAACUGGUGUCCGUGAUUAUAUUCACAUUCAGGACUUAGCGGAUGGGCAUGUGAAGGCUCUAGGGAAAAUAUUUGAGAAAAAUUUUAAUGGUUAUAACGUCUACAACCUUGGAACUGGCCAAGGACAUACAGUUCUUGAGAUGAUUAAGGCAUUUGAAGAAGCUUCUGGAAAAGUAAUCCCCUAUAAAAUUGUUCAAAGAAGAUCAGGAGAUGUUGCUGAAUGCUAUUGUAACUGCAAGCUUGCUAAUCAUGAGCUUCAAUGGAAAGCAAAGAAAUCUUUAAAAGAUAUGUGUGAGGAUAUGUGGAGGUGGCAGCAGAUGAAUCCCAAUGGUUAUUCUGGAAUAGAUAACAAUCAAAGCAGCUUUGCUGAUAAGGCCAAAAAUGUUUAUGUGAAGAAAGGAGGAAAAAUUUAUUCUUCCGGCAUUGAUUCUAAUAACAGCUUCUUAGAAGAGUAACCUCAAAACUAGUUCUAUUGAUGAUUAAGAAACAUCAUGUUAUUGUUAUGGAGUUCUGAUAAAAGGGGUGUUAAUAGAAAAGUUACAACUACUACUGUUGUAGAUAUCUAUGAAUUAUUGUAUAUUUGUUUAUUUAGUUGAAAAUAUAAAAUAUUAUUGUAUGUUUAACGUUACUAUAAACAUAAUAAAUUUUGAAGUUGUUGUUUCUAUUAUUAAAACAAUAACACUGUUAUCAUAU
Messenger RNA from Nezara viridula (southern green stink bug), 1563 nucleotides. Lineage: Eukaryota; Metazoa; Arthropoda; Insecta; Hemiptera; Pentatomidae. The record is from the annotation of a GenBank genome assembly.